UAAAAAAGUUGCAAUAAUUUAAAGUUGUGUGAAGUUUAGAUUUUAUUUUUCAUAGAACAUAAUCCUGAAUAAGGGACACUGCAAUCACCACAGAGAGCAUAGGGAAACUAGUACCUCUUCUUCAGACCUUCAUAGCUGAUAGCUUCUUUUUUUGUACUAAAUGUUACUCACAUGGGACUGUAAGGAUGUAACAUUUUAUUUACAAAUUCGUCCCUCGCUGAAGCUGGUGUUUGUGAAAGUUUAACUAACUGACAAGGGGCAGGGAAAAGCUAAUAAAGGGAAUGAAAAUUGAUUAUACCAUACUACACCUCUUUUCAAUAGCCAAAGACAAACCAGUUAACAUCUUUUCUUUGAAAUCGGGUGAGGACACAUGGUGAGGACUGUUAAGAUGGAGCAGGACUGUCAAGUCGGAAAACCCAUGCCUGCAGCUGAUCCCAAUCUGACAAGCCCAGACAAUCAUCAUGACCUCACUGCCAGUGCAAGAGAGGAAGUGGAAAGCACCAAGGAGAACGAGGGUGAUUCCACACACAUGGACCAGAGCAAUGCCCAAGAGAAGCCAGUCAUGAAAACUAAGAUGGAACCCUCCUCCACAAAACUGUGUGGGUACCUGAACAAACUGGGGGGGCCCUUGAAGGCCUGGAAAGCCCGCUGGUUUAUUUUCGAAGAGAAGAAGUGCCAGCUGUACUACUACAGAACGUCACAGGAUGUCAAUCCCUUGGGAAGCAUUGACCUGGCUAACGCUACCUUUGGCUACCCGGCUCAAGCUCAGGAAGAGACCUUUCAAAUUCAAAUCCCAGGACGGGUUGUUGUGCUGAAGGCAUUAAACAACCAAGCCAUGCUGUAUUGGUUGCAGCAGCUGCAAAUAAAACGGUGGCAGCACAAUACCAGCCUGGUGAAAAUACCUGCAGAGCCCUCCACUACCUCCACACAGCUCUGCCAGCUGCCUUCUGCACCUUUGGAAGGAAGGACAGAGGACUUCCUCCCAGCAGUAAAGACCCCCAAGGGCCUAGUUGGAGAAGCCGCAGCACCCCAUCACAGAGAUACAGAACACAGUCCUCAAUAUCUGUGGAAACAAGCCAGCUCAGGAGCUGAGGCGGAGUGUUAUUACAUUCUUCUCAUGCAGGCACCGCCUGUACCUCUGACACCCCCAGCACCUACAGUCCUUUCAGCUCCUUCAGUUUCUUCAGUUACAAACGAGUCUGCGCAGGAAGCAAAGACUGGAGGAAAGAGUUCUCCAUCAAGCAGCAUGAACAAGAGGGAGAAGAAAAUGACCAGUUCUCUUCAGCCUUCUGGGGAGAAGGUGUCAGGAAAGGAGGAGAGCCCCGUGGACAAACUAUCCAGACUCCAGCACGAGGUGUUCACGCUCACUGAGGAGCUCAAGUCACAAAAGGAGCUGGUGCGACUCCUUCACAAGGCCCUGGAGGCAGCACAGCAGGAGAAGAGGACCAGCAAACAGUUCCUGUCAGCAGCAGGGGAGCAGGAGCGGCUGGAACUGGUGCGGCACAAAGAGAGGUGUAUCGCGGACCUGGACGGCCGCCUGGAGGCCCUGCUCAAAGACAAGGAGGAGCUGGAGCAGCGGCUGGCCAUGCAGGACUGCCAAGUGAAUGAGCUGCAGCAGCACGUGCAGCUCAUGAUGGAGAAGAACAACGCCAAGCAGGAAGUCAUCCUCAAGCUCUCCAAGCAGCGUACCGUAGCCAACUCCAUGGGCACAGAGACCUUCUGCAGGCUGCAGGAGAAGAUUGAGCACCUCAAGGUUAUUUUAAAAGUUACUUUUACAUUACAGCCAUGGGAAGUAUGUCAACUCUUGUUUCAAGAAACACGGAUAAAACCACACUCUUUUUUUUGCUUUUAUAGCCUAGGCCCCAGAUUAAUAGUAAUAGUAACAGGGUGUAGAAACCCUCUGCCUUUGGACUGCCCUGUCUUGGAAAUGAGUGGGAGGUUGUGGGAGGGUUACUGCUUUCACCAGCUGCUGUGUUUUGUUUUAAUCCUAACCCUAAACCUCUCUUUUGUGUUGCAGUGUGCCUACCUGGAGGCCAAAAACUGCCAGAUUGAGAGCAAGUACCUGGUCGUGCUGCGCAGGCUGCAGGAGAGCAAAGGGCUGGACAGCAGUCAGCAGGAGAUGGUGAAAAGGCUCAUUGAGGACUCACUGCAGGGAGACAAGAAGGAUGGCUUUAAACUCAACCCUGUCAGUGAGUAUGACGACUAUGGAUUCAAGACCAUUCCUGAUUAUGAAGUAGAGGACGUGAAGCUCCUGGCCAAAAUCCAGGCCCUGGAGAUCCUUUCCAACAACCUGCGCAACAAUGAGAUGGUGGACAAGCCUUUGCGGACAAGGUGGGCUAACUACCUGGCCAGCCGUCCCUUGGACCAGCUGGCUCCCUCCCCAGAGCUGAAGGGCCUGAUCCGGUGUGGGAUCCCUGUGGAGUACCGGGAGCAGGUGUGGCGCUGGAUCGUGAGGACACGGACGCAGGUCUCUAGGAAGUGGAAUCCCAAUCGCUACCAGGAGCUGAGGAAGCACUGCGAGGUGUCGGAGCACCUGGCCUCGCGGCAGAUCAGGCUGGACCUGCACCGCACCCUCACCAGCAAUAAGCACUUCUCCUCGCCCACCUCCGACGCAGUCCAAAAGCUGCAGCGCAUUCUGCUAGCCUUCUCCUGGCAAAACCCCACCAUCGGCUACUGCCAGGGCCUCAACAGGUUGGCAGCUAUUGCACUUUUAGUUCUGAAGGGUGAAGAGGAUGCCUUCUGGUGUCUGGUGGCUGUUGUUGAAAUCAUAAUGCCACAAGACUACUACAGCAAAACCCUCACUGCCUCUCAGGCUGAUCAGAGGGUGUUCCGUGACUUUCUUGCUGAGAAGAUGCCUCGCCUGAUGGCCCACUUCAAGGAGCACAGCAUCGAUCAUUCCCUCAUCACCUUCAACUGGUUCCUGGUGGUCUUCGUGGAAAGUCUGGUCAGCGACAUCCUGCUCAGAGCGUGGGAUGCUUUCCUCUAUGAGGGCACAAAGGUGAUAUUUCGCUAUGCACUGGCCCUCUUUAAGUACAAUGAAGAGGACAUUCUAAAAAUUCACGACAAUCUGGAAAUCUACCAAUACCUCCGUUUUUUCACCAAAACGAUCUCUGAUGGCAGGAAACUAAUGACCAUAGUGUUUAAUGAUAUGAACCCCUUCCCUAUGAAGCUGCUGAAGAACAGACGAGAGUUUCACAUGGAGAGGCUGACAGCCGAGCUGCUGGAGCUGGAGAGGAUACAGGAGGAGUUUGUGAAAGAACAACAAGUGGAGUGCAAAGACAAGGACCUGGACACUGCUGUCAACGAAGAUGAAGAAGUAAUACAGACUGCAGUUAGCUUGCAUCACACGUCCUGACGUUAUUGAAAAAUUACACAUCACUGAUACUAUUUAAACUAAUUUGUUUGCCUUAUUAUUCCCUGCUGUGGAAUAUAGUGGGGCUUACAUAUUGUGUAUGUCACACAUACAUCUAACUGUUAUCCUUUGUCUGUUGUUGACUAUAUAGGUAUGUCAGACUUACAUUUUUACAUGUACAGUUCGGCUCUUAUUUUGUAAUGGCGCGCGUAAUGUACCGACAUACUUGUUUUAGAGUCAACAAAUUAAGUUUACCAAACCUGUCAAAAUGCAGAAUAUUAAUGGAAAUAGGUGUGUUGGUAAUACACACACACUACAUCUCAGCAGUGUGGAGUAGUGGUUAGGGCUCCGGACUCUUGACCGGAGGGUCAUGGGUUCAAUCCCCGGUGGGGACACUGCUGCUGUACCCUUGAGCAAGGUACUUUACCUAGAUUGCUCCAGUAAAAAUCCAACUGUAUAAAUGGGUAAUUGUAUGUAAAAAUAAUGUGAUAUCUUGUAAGUCGCCCUGGAUAAGGGCGUCUGCUAAGAAAGAAAUUAUUAUUAUUAUUAUCUCUGAAUGCUUGACUUCAAAUCCAGUUUAAGUCACACAUGAAAGGAGUAUGGUGGUCCUAAGCCCUCGGCUUCCACAUCACAAAACCAACACACAGUGCAGCACAAUUGGCACAAAGGAUAAACCUGUUUCUUAUCUCAUAAAACAGCCUUUUACUAUAAUUAUCAUCUGUCAGUCUCUGAAUUUCUUCAAUCAGCAGUUCCAUUCCACUCAGAUCAGUUCAGUAAAUUAAUUAUUUUGUAGUUUCCCAAGAAAACAAAAACUCAUUGGAGAUCUUGAAAAUUAAUGUCUUGAAAUGUGAUUAAUUUAGGCCAGGCUAAUCUGAACAAGUACAGAGAUUCCAGUUACUUUUCAGACCGGCAACCAGGUUCCAGAUUUUCUAAACGAGACUAUCUCUGAAAUAAACUUAUUUUUUAUGCA
This is a messenger RNA of Acipenser ruthenus (sterlet), 4322 nucleotides long. RefSeq names its product TBC1 domain family member 2A-like. The coding region runs from base 371 to 3355 and encodes 994 amino acids. NCBI's taxonomy places the organism in Eukaryota, Metazoa, Chordata, Actinopteri, Acipenseriformes, Acipenseridae. The transcript has 14 exons. The record is from RefSeq and is a predicted model, not a curated record.